This is a messenger RNA of Apis cerana (Asiatic honeybee), 11222 nucleotides long. RefSeq names its product IGF-II mRNA-binding protein (gene Imp). Gene Ontology annotation, molecular function: RNA binding. The record is from RefSeq and is a predicted model, not a curated record. NCBI's taxonomy places the organism in Eukaryota, Metazoa, Arthropoda, Insecta, Hymenoptera, Apidae.
AACUUCCCUUCUAACGCUCACACAUGAAUGGGAAAGAGGUACUCGUGGCCAGAAAAAAAGAGGCAUCAACCAGACCUCGUGUGUACGUGAAUGUUGGCUGGCUUCUCUGCAAGCUUGGCCGGUGUUCGCGUACACGUAUACGCGCGUGAUACAUCGGUGUUGGAAUAGGAUCGCGCGCGGCGAACGAGCGCGUUUGUGCGGUCGGUCGGCUGUGUGCAACAUACGUGGUGUGCUGCAACCUUUAUUCGGCGCGGCUGCAGUUUUACCUCCUACACGUUUUUGUCGCGAAUCGUGCGCAUACUGUAUAUGUAAAGCCACGCUGCUGGCACGUACAUGCCACUUUCCCUUUUCAAAAUCGAUUUUGGCGCCGUGCGCCCCGCCGGCUCAGUCAACGACGUCGACGCUUCUCCCGCCAGGGCUGUACGUAUUCCGCUCUGCGCCACUCUUCUUCUUUCGAGUCUUUUUUUUUUUUUUUUAUUUAUCCUAGUUUAUCCCUUGCGUGCAUUAGAAUCGAAGCGAGCAACGUUCGAUACUCGAAUUAUCAUCGAUACUUCGUAGUGUUGGAUUUUGUAAUUAUAGUAAUGUGUGCUUUCGAUAAUUGAAAAAUGUUGUGUUACAUUUCCAUUUUCCAUCGUCCAAAAGUCAGAAGCGAGAGUGAUGAGAAUUAGAUUAAAUAAGUGGAGAAUUUUUAUAAUGGAGGAAAAUUGCACGCGUCAUCGAUAUCGAAAGGCAACCGAUAAAAGCGCAGCUAUUUGGAUAUAGAUCACACAAGUACAGUCUGGUAAAACGUAUAAAUACAAGUAAUGAACCAUAAAACUCGCAAGGGAUGAUUACUCGGCGUAAUUCCCGGUGCAUCUGUAAAAAUGAGAAAAGAGAGAGAGAAGAGAGAGAGAGAAACGGGCACACGCACCAUUCGCGCGCUAAUUACCCCCGCGUAAAUGUGUUCCAUUUUUACGGGACUAGCGGCGCGUAACGAGUCCCAAUUCCCUUCACAAUUAACUGCACCGCAUUACGACCCUCGAACUUUUCGUCAACUACCCCUUCCCUUCGCUUCCACCGACCUUCCACCCCCUCCCUUCACCCCUUGUCCCGUUUUCGGCCUUCCGCUUCCUCCAGAAGACACCGUCCGAGUCUAUUGGCUCGUUAAACGAAAAAAAAAAAAAGAAAGAAAAAAAGAAAGAAAGAAAGAGAGAAAAAAGGAAAGAGUAAGGAAAAAGAGAGUUGGAAAAAAAGGUGUCUUAGGCGAGAUCAAAAGCUCUUCCACGGGGGUGACCCGUGGUCUGCGGUGGUCGCGCGUCCAUCCCUGUCGGUAUGUGCCUCGGGCUUAGAAAAGGCCCUCCUCCUCCUCCUCCUCCUCCACUUCCCUCCCCUAUCUUCCCCUUUCUCCUCUAUCUCUCUCUAUCCUUCUGCUCUCCUGCCCUUCUCGCGUGUCUCUUACCCUUUCUCCGUCGCUCCGCUGCCCGUACGAAAAUACCGCCUUUCGUUAAAGGUGAACGGACGAAAUCGCGAGUUACACGUGCGUGCAAGAUCCGACGAGGGUGAUGCGUCGGCGGGUGUUCAGGACCUGUGGGGGGAGGGAGGAUAGGAGAGACAGGGCAGGCCGGUGGUCAGGAAGGGUGGCGAGGGAAAGAGGAGCAAAAAGGGUUGAGGGUGGUGGAGGAGGUGGUGGCGGUGUGUGCUACUACCCGUAGCCUCGUCGAAGAGAGAUAGUAGUGGGGGGAGUGGCGGCGGUGGAGGAGAGACGAGCCGCGGUGGCCAGACGAAAGCAGCGAUAUCAACGUUUCCCUCGCGCGCAUAUACGCCGGGUGCCGCCGAAAAUCCCCAAAAGCACACGAAACAAAGGCCUACCUCUCCGUUCUAACCCUCCGCUGCCACCCCCGCCCUCUACUCCUCCCUUGCACCCGUAACCUGCACCCGAUACACGCGUGCACACCGGCCUUCUAUGUACGAACAGAGGAGACGUAACAUGGACUUUUCUCGGUCGGACGUGUUGUGCGCUCUCCGUAGGCGCGAGCACGUGCACGGCCCGAGAGCUCGCUUCGACGAGCCUCGAUGAGAGAGAGAGAGAGAGAGAGAAGUCUUUAUCGGGCGUGCAAGAACGCGUUGUAUACUCCACGGUAAUUGUUUGGUUAAGGUUCUUCGGGGGCUGAAAUUAGUUCCGUCACGUGCGUCACCCUCUCACCUUUUGUGUGGUCGUUCAAACCGGCCAUCCAACGGUGUAAGAUUUUACGCCGAUUCCCGAUUUAUCCGGUUCCACUAUCUUUCUUAUAUACGUAUAUACGCGAGUUGCCAUACGAUUUUUAAACGAUUUUUACCUUCGCGUGGAAUUUUAUACAUCUUGUUGCGAAAUAAUUGGAUAGUUUUCUUUUUUUUUUUUAUACAGAUUAUCCUUGAACAGUGUUCGACGGUGAAAUUUUUUUCGCGAAUCAAUCGUAGUGAAAUGCGAUGGUUAUCGACAAACGGCGGCUUGGUUGCUAAUGAAAUGUAAAUGGAACAAAUAUGAAAUUAUAGAAACACGAGGAUACGUGUAAUUACGUAAAUCGAUUAUCUUGGUAAAUUACGGACAGGGCGCUUUCGCAAUUGUCGAUCGAAGAAUUCGAAUUUCGCAAUGUUGCGACAAUCUUUUUUUCCCUCCCCGAACGGAGAAUAGCAGGUGUUGGAGCGCGUUCAACGGCACGUAAAAAUUCCCUCGGCGAGUGUUGCGAUUGUUAUUUUACGAUUCGAGAUCCCGAUUUACGCGAUUAUCGGGCAUCUUCAUCGGGCCGUAAUAAUUGGCCGAGCGCGAGCUAGGUCGGUCGGUACGUUUUCUUCAAGGUUAGUCGAAAGCCCUGGCGCUGAGUGGGUCGGUGAGCUGAAAAAUCGAUACGUACGAAAGUGAGAGUCUCAGCCGUUCCACCCUCCUUUUUCUUCUUCACGUUCCACGUCCUCUUCUUACUUGCCAUUUGGUUCAUUCAUGUUGCUUGCGUCGCGCAGUGCCGUGAUUCGUCUAAUUUCGCCAUUUUUUUUCACCCCUUUAAAUUCGGCCGGGCGCAGGAAUUCGCGGAUGCGGAUCCUUGAAAAGAGGGGAAACGAAACGAAACGAAACGAAAAGGGUACUUCAUCCUCAAAGGUAAUCGUGAACAACUUCCCAGCUCAGGCCAGAAUAGAAGAUAUCGAAGCUUUAUUUUCGAACUGUGGACAAGUGCAGUCCGUUGAAAAGUUAUCCUCCCGAGACCCGAACACUCAAACCGUCCUAAUCAGUUAUGAGACGCAGGAACAAGCACAACAGGCUGUGAACCAAUUUAAUGGCCACGAAUACGAAGGUAGCCCACUAAAAGUGGAAAUGUCUACGGUGGAGAACCGACGAAGAGGCCGCAGCCAGCGAAGCGGCGUAGCUUAUUCCGGAGUUUCGGGUUCUGGGCGGCAAGCAGAUUUCCCGCUUCGUAUUCUUGUUCAGUCGGAAAUGGUAGGAGCCAUAAUUGGUCGUCAAGGAUCAACCAUACGUCAGAUCACUCAGAUGACGCGCGCACGAGUAGAUGUUCAUCGAAAGGACAGUCUUGGCGCAGCAGAGAAAGCCAUCACUAUCUACGGUAAUCCAGAGAAUUGUACCAACGCCUGCAAGAAAAUCAUGGAAGUGACGCAGCAAGAGGCUUACGGUUUGAGUAAAGGUGAGAUAUCAUUAAGGAUCCUCGCGCACAACAAUUUGAUCGGCCGAAUCAUCGGAAAGGGUGGCACUACCAUUAAGAAGAUCAUGCAAGACACCGACACCAAAAUAACCGUAAGCAGUAUCAACGAUAUCAACAAUUUCAAUCUCGAACGCAUCAUCACGGUGAAAGGCAGCAUCGAUAAUAUGAGCAAAGCCGAAUCAAUGAUCUCCAACAAAUUGCGUCAAAGUUACGAGAACGACUUGCAGGCGAUGGCUCCCCAGAGUUUGAUGUUCCCGGGACUCCAUCCUAUGGCGAUGAUGUCCACUGCUGGUAUGGGAUACAGUUCACGUGGUCCUGGUUUAUACGGUUCUGGCCCAGCUCCCUAUCCGUAUCAGGCUAGUUUGCCGACUCAACAGGGUAUUCCGAUAGGCGAUACCCAAGAAACUGCUUUCCUUUAUAUUCCAAAUACCAGCGUAGGUGCCAUCAUAGGAAGCAAGGGUUCUCAUAUCAGGAACAUUAUCAGAUUCUCCGGCGCCAGUGUGAAAAUCGCACCUAUCGAGCAGGAUAAACCUGUGGAUCAACAAAACGACAGGAAAGUAACCAUCGUCGGGUCUCCUGAAUCUCAGUGGAAGGCUCAAUACUUAAUAUUCGAGAAAAUGCGCGAGGAAGGAUUCGUAGCCGGGACGGAGGACGUCCGAUUAACAAUCGAAAUUCUCGUACCGAGUACUCAAGUUGGCCGAAUCAUUGGCAAGGGUGGACAAAAUGUUAGAGAAUUGCAACGUGUAACUGGAAGUAUCAUAAAGCUAUCGGAGCAACAAUCUACAUCUCCUUCAGCCGACGAAGAGGCCACCGUCCAAAUAAUUGGCCCCUUCUUCUCUGUUCAGUCGGCACAGAGAAGAAUUCGCGCCAUGGUUCUACAAUCCUCUGGUGCACCUGGAGCAGGUGUUGCUGGCUCACGCGCUGGUCGUGGUAGCAGCCAAGAAGCUUCACGUUCUCGAAGAGACGGCAGUGCCACGUCUCAACAAGGCGGUACAACGACGCAACAACAUCCAACUCAGCAACAAUCGAGCACUUCGCCCUCCAGCCAACAACAGCCACAAAAUCAGUAACAUCACUGAAACUUACCUGACGCCGACCAAAACGCCUCUCGGAAUCCGUUUUAAUCGCCGGGGUGGCCUCGUCGCUUUGACAUUCUCUCGUCAAGAGGGCUACGUGCGACCUCCUUCUCGCGGGCUAUGUAUCCUUCGAUGUGCAUAACACGGGGGGCACAUCACGAAAACUAUUAGUUCAAAAUGUCAUACAAUAUACACGCAAUAGGAUUCGAUAAUCUUCAAAAUCAUAUAAGUUUGAUUCAGAACGGUAAGAGGGGAUACGAUCGAUGGCGCGUUUCUUUUCUUGUUUUUGGUUUUUUUUUCCCCCUUUUUUUUUCUUUUUAUUUAAGUUUGGGUACGCGAGUUCAUAUAUCGUAAGUCUUUUGUCGCUAUUUUUCGAGAAUGUACGAAACAUAGAGCGUCGUUUUUUUUUUUUAGAUAGAUUUUUGUAACAGAAUAUGCUAUAAAUUAUUGACUUAUUGCCAUUGAUCGUGACACUCGGCUUACAUCGCUAUUAAUAAAGAGUCGAACGGCUCGGGAUACACAGCUCUGAGGUAAAAGCGAUGCAGGGUACCGCGUUGAAUCAGACGGAAGUGCACGUCAGCUAAUGAAACCGCAUCACGCGAGACGAGGUGAGAAAACGAAAAAUUCCUGCCUAUUCGAAGCAGGAAUUAAGUUAUAAUCAAUUCUUCCGUCGAAAAGAUACACAGGCCGUUCGCUCACUUCUUUCUACGCGAAUUGCGACAUGUUUCGUUGCGAGUUCGCUUUUAUCAAGAGAUAAAGCGACGGGUGAUACUCAAACGAAGCGAUUUCGCAGCAUUAACGAAACCACCUCGUCGAUGAAAUAGGAUACGACGAUAAGAAAAAAAAAAAAUAAGCAUACACAACCUUAUUACCUCAUUCAUUACGGUUAAAGAUUUAAUAUGAUAAUGAAAAGUGAAACGAGAGAAAGGAUAAAAAUCAACUAAUCUAAAAAAAAAAAAAAGAAGUCUACCUAAUAUUAAAGUUAUAAUAAUAUACAGAGAAGUUAAGUAACGAUUACACAAUUACGUUAUACAUGUUACUACAACUAUUAUUAUUACUACUACUAUUACUACUAUUACUACUACUACCACUACUACUACCACUACUACUAUUACUACUACUAUUACUACUAUUACUAUUACUACUACUACUACUACUACUACCACCACUACUACUGCUAUUAACUACUACUUCUACUACGUAUUCUAUACAGGAAAGCGAUUUUUUUUAAAAGAAAGAAAAUAAUUACUCUAGGUACAGUUUUUUUUAUACCACAACGCAGAGAGACAUUAAUUAACGAGACUUAAUUAUUGAAAAAAAAAAAAAUGUGAACGAAACGUGACACGUUCUAUAGUUAGACAUAAGCCGGCAAGUUUUCAUGGCAGACGCCCUCAUCCCCGGCCCCUCUCGUGCCUGUAAUACCAAAGAAGCGAUUAUGAGUUUUUGCGUAUUAGUGAAGUGAAAAUGCGUGGCACACACAUGGUCGUGUCGAACGCUCAACUCGCCUCAAGUUCCUUGCAAGAGCCAAGAAGAGCGAGAGGGGUCAACAGACUCGACAGAGACAGAGAUUCGCGUCUGCGGGGAAUCGACGAGUGGUUAUUGACGGCAAAUGGAAGGACACUGACGAAAAGUGGCAUCCUUCGUCAUCGAGUCGCUUUUUUCAAAAGUGAUUUGGAAAGAAGAAUCGUAUAAAAAAAUCAAACAUGUUUCGAGGGAAAAUAAACGGGGAGAGAGAACGAAAGAACGGAGAGGAAAAUACGUUCGAUAUUGUGAAACGUGAAACGAACGCUACGUUUCGUGCUACGAGAAGGAUGUUCCACACAAAGGGGGGGAAAAAAACUAAGAGAGAGAGAGCGAGAGCGAGAGAGAGAGAGAGAGAGCGAGAGAGAGGAGAGAAUGAAAAAGCGACCGUACGAAAAAGCGAGAAAAACCGCGAGCCAAGAGGGAACAGAGAAGAAGAAGUUUUUAAGAUGAAGAAGAAAAAAAAAAGAGAGCCACAAAACUUUUUCAGGGAUUUUUACUUUACCAUGAGUGUAAUAAUGUGUGAGUGUGCGUGUGUUGAAUAAUACUAUUAAUUGAUAAGUAAUUACUGAUUAGGCAUAUUAUGGCAAAAGAGGCGCCAGAUAAGGUUAGAAAUUGGGAAUAAUUCGAGAGGAAAAUAACAUAUAUAUGGAAAAGAAAGACAGAAAAAGUGCUGGGGGUGGAAGAGUGAUAUUUGACGAGAAAAAGGCAUCGUUUUAUUAUUUCAAGUCGCUCUUCGCCUUGUUGUGCGAGCGUGGAUAUUGUCCAGCGAGUAUUUAUCGACACGAACGCAUGCUGACUUUAUGAAACCCUAUCGACGAUCUUUCCAAAUUUUGUCAUUUUUCUUCGUUUCUCUAUUUAUUGCCCUAAUAUACAAUAGUGUAUAUAUAUAUAUAUAUUAUAUAUUUUAUAUAUAUAUGCUAUGAUUAAAAAAAAAUUUUUUUUUAAAGUAGAGAAACGAAUAAGAAUUACAGAAUUUACGAAAGAUCGUCGAUAGACUUGCAUCAAAUUCACGUACGUCGCUUACAUAACUGCGAUAUCCAUACAUAGACACGCGUAAACGUUAUUACUUCGUUCGCAGAAACUCGCGGCGAUAUCACGUUUCUUGCACGGCGCGUACUAUCGAUCACGAUAAUUCUGAUCAUUUUUUUUUUUUUUUUUUUCGAACGGGGAUGAACAUUUUGCGUAUUGCUGAGAAAAAAUUUUUUUUUUUUUUAGUAGAAGAAUUCAAAUUUUUAAUACUUUCAACAUUUGGGGAAGCGAGAGGCGAGAGAGAAGAAGUACGCUCGCCUUGAGAGCAAAGAAUAUUCGUGACCGAUUGCGCGUGAAUCGUAAUCCUUAGGUUCUGAUUUAUGAAGGGCAAAAAAAAAAGAGAGAAAAAAAGAAAAAAAAAGAAAAAGAAAAACCACACGAAAGCGAAGGGAAUCUAAAAAAUUUCGAGGAUACGAUAGUUCGCACGUGCAACGUACGGGCGGGAAGCGUUUUCACUCGAAAGGGAGAAAAAUCGAUCGCGUAGGAGAUCUUUUCUAAAAAUGGGAAAAAUGAGAGGACGGAUAAUGGUUCAAGACUAUUUAGAACGGUGAAGUGAAUUUGCACUAUUUAUCGAAAGAGACUCGAGGAACUGAUCGACGAAUACGGCUAGCUCCGUUUCGAUGAUCUGUAUAAACAUGACCAAAAAAAGGAGUGAUAAAUUAACGGAUUGACGAGAUGCACGGUCAUGUGCCACGAGGGAUAUUCACGAUAUCGGUUCAUUUUUCAACUUGUUUUUUAGGUAAUUGCAUACGCAGGCUCUCUAUAUUAUCGUUCUAAGAUUCGAUUCGAUCUCUUCGAAUCGAAGUAAUUCAUCAAAUUCGGCUAACGAUAGACUUGGCGCGUUAAAUGAUCCCUUUUCUCCGAAGCUGGCUUAUUUCCUCUCGAAAUCUCGUGGCACAUCAUCGAUGCUUCAAUUGGUACGUCGAAUCUCGGUCGCCAGGUUCGCGUACAGCGACGAAAACGAUAAUCCCUUCCGGUUGAUCGGAAUUGAUCGGAAGACAAGGGUCAUCGACCGUCGGUUCACCUCACGGCAUUUGGUAUGCGUUUAGUACAAAAAUACACGAGUUUAACGUGGGUAGAAAGGGAAUACAAUUUUACGAAAAGGGGGAAAAAAAAAGAAAAAAGGAAAAAAAAAAAGAAAAAACGUGUAUAUUGAACGGAAGGGAAAUGAUAUAUAUAGAUAUAUAUAUAUACACACACAAACACAUAUAUAUAUAUAUCGCGUGUUAGGAUUUUUGUUUAUCGAGUGGAAGGCAAAAUACGCGUAACGAACGAAGAAACGAACUUGUGCGCAUGGGAAUAUAUCAUCGAUAUAAUAUGGGUAACGUGAAAAAUUGGACGAUGGAGGAGAGAGAAAAAAAAAAAGGAUUUGUAUUUGCAAGGGAAGAACGAAGGGGAUGAACACAGGCGGAGGUGGAAGUUUUAUAUGCCACCGCUGCCGGGCUUCGUUUCCCUUGCCUUUUUCUUUUUCGCUGCAUCUCGAGGAGUGCCGGGAAGAUUGAAUAGAAAAAAAAAAAAAAAAAAAAGAAAAAAGAGGAAGAGAGAAGAGAUUAAAAGGAAAUAAAAGUAAAUAGAUAAGAAAGAAAGAAAUUGACCGAAGAUAGAAGGGAAAAGAUUAACGCCGGAUUUGAACGGAAGGGGGGGGUAAAAGAAAAAAAGGAUGAAGACGAAACGAGAAGAGAAGAAGUGACGCGAGUGAGUAUGAAAUGAGGGAAAUGAAGAUAAAAAAGGACGAUGAGAAAUAAGAUGUGAGAAAGAGAAAAUGAAUCUAAGAGUAAUAAGUUUAUUUUUGAUACAUUGUUGGGGAGAUCUAAGUGAAUCUUUCUUUUUCAAUUUUUUUGUUAGAUGUUUUUAAUAACUUAAUGAAUUUUAACGAUAUUAAUAAAUAAAAAAAAAAAAUGCGAGGCGUGAAGAGAGAAGGCGAAGACAUUUUUUAAAUAGAGAUAUAAGGAGAUAUAAGAGAAAGGUGGAGUAAGAAGAGAAGCGGAGUGUUUUUCGUAAAAAAAAAAAAAAGAAGAAAAAAAAAGAAAAAAAAAGUAUGUAACUUAACGGAUGAAAAGGGAAAGAAAGAGAGAGAGAGAGAGAAAGAGAUAGAGUAAGAAAUAAAAUAAAGAUAAGAAUGAAAAAAAGUGAUGAAAGAUUUAAAAAAAAAAAAGGGCACGGCGCGCAGCUUUUUGCGCUGUGCGCGUCUGUCGCUCGAAAGAGGAGUUAAAGGAGAUUUUAGUCCGAUAAAUUGUAUAAUAUAUUUAAUAUAUUUGGGAAAAACGGUGGUGCCAGGUCCGCUAGGCGAGUAAACGGAUAUUUCGAUGACGUGCAACAAAGGCGAUCGGGCUCGCAGUUUUAUGUGACGCGAUUUCCGUCUUUGUCGCUUCCUGAAAAGCCUUUUUCGCCCGCAGGCCUACGCUUCCGUAUUUAUUUAUCAAGCGUAAAUAUUUAAAGACACAAGAGUGAAAAUAACGUUUUGUAAAAAAAAAAAAAGAAAAAAAGAAGAAUGAAACGAAGAAGAAGAAGAAGAAGAGGAAGAAAAAGAUGAAAAGAAUGCAGAGAAAAACGACGAAAGUGCCAAGAAACUGAAAUACGCAAACAAACAGAAAAAGGAAAAAAAUAUGUCAAUAUGCACACAGUAGUAAGAACACCAAGAUCACCGAACACCCAGUUUCAUUGAAGAUAUAUCAUCAUUGGAAACCGUAGAUGGUAGAUUCACCGAAUAAAACAAUAGGACGAAAAAAGGGAAGAUAAGAAAAAGACACAAGUAAGAAGAAACGUUCGACAGCCUCGAUUAAUAAUUAUCGAAAAUAAUAAAAAAAAAAAUAAGGAUAAUUCGAGAGUAGAGAUUUGCUUUACUUAUCAAGAUCAUUUACGCUACUUCGAGAUCACUUGACGCUCCUUUUUCCUGAAACGAUGCACCCUUAGUGAGAAGAGAACACGUUUGGAAAUAAUUAAUUUUUCGGUCGAAACAACGAAUCAAAAUUUUUUCACGCGAAUUUUUCCAUGGCCGAUCGCACACGGAAAAAACAUCAGAGAAAAUGAAAAUGAUAUGCAAAAAACGUACAGAGAAGCACGACGCUGACCGAGAGAUACAAUCGCUCUUUUUACAGGAUUUUCGUUGUUGCGCCGCGCGAAACGAUCUUCGACCCCAACAACGAAAAACAUCGCCCCCCACCCCUUUUUGGAAUAUCUCUUUGUAAGGAAAAAAGAAGAAAGAAGAAGAAGAGAAAACGAACAAAAAAAAGGAAGAAAACAAGAAAGAAUGAAAGUUCGUGAUCCGCAAUCAGCCCCGCACGUGAAUUGUUUUUUUUUUUUUUUUUACACCUUUCACUCGUUCAUUGAUCUUUGAUUCAUUUUUUCGUUGCGCAAAUUUUCGGAACGAAAUUUCAACGAGACUAGAAGACUAAAGAAGAAGAAAACUAUACUAUAUAAUAAGAAGAAAAGCGAGAAGAUUCGAAGACUCAGUAGUGUAGAAACUGAAAAAAGAAAAAAAAAGAAAGAAAGAAAGAAAGAAGAAAGAAAAGAAAAAGAAUACAAUUCUUUGACUUCGUUGCUCGUCCAUAGUUCUUGCACUCCGUUUCAACGAAAUAUAAAUUCGAGGAUUCGAAUGGAUUUUACGACAAAACGAGCAUAAAAACUGGAAAAAAUCAUCACACGCCAACGGACCAACGAUUCAAACACUCGUCACAAGAAAAAGAAGAUAGAAUGGAGAUGAAAGUUCAUUUUUCGGCCGAUUCCUCAGCAUUUAGCACUUCUCAAACGCCGUGAAGGAAGAGAAAGGAAGAGUAUGAUAGAGAGAAAUUUGAAGGAUGCGAGAUAAAAAAAAUAAUAAUAAUAAUAAAAAAAAAAGAACCGUUCGCACGCUCGGGAGAAUGUACAAAUCAAACAAAGUAACAAAAUGAAAAAAAAAAAAAGAAAAAAAAAGAAAAAAAAAUGAAAA